CGCCGAGGCAGAGAGAAGAAAGCGGCUGCUGCUGCAGGGGGGAGGAAGCUGCACAAAUGAGCACAAGAUAGAUAUAUUCUAAAGGAAAAACUAGUAUUUCCAUUAUUUAGCUGACCAUGGAGAGACCGAGUCGUCUUCGGCAGUCUCCAACCACAUGAGCUCCCUGGUUUUGUUGCUGGGAGACAGAGGUACCUGACAGGAGCACAGACUCCUCUUCAAGGAUCAUAACGAGAGCUGAAACCACCGACGGGUGGGGUUCACUUCAGAGAGAUGAUUCAGAUGCAGAGUCGGAUGAGAACGAUGUCCGAUGAGGCAGAACAGAGAAUGUGCGACGAAGACUUUGGUUCGGACGAGGAAGGCGAGGAGGGGGACGUGGAGUCUUUCAUGGAGGACAACAGCAGCGAACUCAUGGACCGACUGAGAGAGCUGGAGGCAGAAAACUCUGCUCUGAUGUUGGCGAAUGAGAGUCAGAGGGAGGCGUAUGAGAGAUGCUUGGAUGAGGUGGCCAACCACGUGGUCCAAGCUCUGCUCAACCAAAAGGAUCUGAGGGAGGAGUGCAUCAAGCUGAAGAUGUUGGUGUUCGACCUGGAGAGACAGAACCGAGCGCUCUGUGAGCUCUUUCAGCAGAAACUGCCCAACCACCCCACCGCUCACUACCAGGUCCAGGCGGGACCGCUCCCAGACUACAACGCACAGCUGCACAAUGAUUCUGCCAAACAGGUGGAGCCUGCACAGACUGAAGCACAAGCCAAGGGAAAUGGCUACCGCACACAACAUGCCUCCCCGGGCCCUCGUGGCCCUGCCGCCUCCAUGGAGGCCCUGUCUCCCUUCUUCAAGAAGAAAGCACACAUCCUGGAGGUCCUCCGCAAGAUGGAGGAGACGGACCCUCUAAAGUUCCACCCGUCCACUACAAGCUUGUCUUUCUGCGACUACAGCCAGGUGCUCAUGUCCACUGAGGCCGUUUUGGCCUCGGCGGACCCCCUCCCACUACCGUGCAAACCCCACCACACACACUGCCACUGCUCCCGCUCCGACACUGACUCACACCAGCAUGUCAACGGCGACGGGGCAGUGAAGUGUGAGGCAGGGAACACCUGCUGUUUACACUGCAAGAGGAGCCCUGACACUCCUCCAAAGCCAUGCAACCACGUCUGUAGUCCUUUAAAAGCCACCCAGAGCCAUGUAGUUCCUGCAGCUGCUAUAAGCGAAUGUCACAGUAAGAGCAGGACAGCAGAGUCUGUUCCCCCGUCCAAACAAUGCACCAAGAAUGAAGCCCACCAGCAACCAGCGGGCGCCACUGCCCUAUCAUCAGUCCCAGAAACGGCUGAUCAGAUCCUGGAGGUGAUGGAUGUGGAGCAAGAGCAGGAAAGCUCUGAGAGUUGUGUAAACGUUAAUGCCUCUGAAGAGCUCACUGAUCCCACCCCCCACCUGCCCAGUUCUGUGAAGGAGAGCGCUCAGAUCUCCCACUGUGACAUGGAAACAAGCGAUGGCGUUCACAAUGGCGUCAACACCGCCAUGUCGAAUGAGCCGUCAGCCGUCCCUGAGGAAGACAGCACAGAUCAGGAGGCUUCUUCUAUGAGAGCCAAUGCCACCGUCAGCCCCAGCGCAUCCUGCCUCAGCGAGAUCAAAACCGCCGCCAUCAACUCGCCGUCCAAAAUGCUCAAGUUCUUGAAGAUUCCUACGUUAGGGGAAAAGUCUCAACCUUCGACCUCCGCCGUCCGUCUGAGCCCGCAACUCACCCGCAGCUCCAGGAUCCCCUGUCGCACCAACAACUACGAGGUGUACCACUCUCCUGUUCCCACACGCAGAGCCACCACCACAGAGAGGUGCAGGCAGCCCCCGCCACCACCCGCCAGGUCUGAAUCCUACCCUGCCACACACUCAGCCCCAACAUCCCCUCCUCAGCCUGAGGAAGUCUGCUCCCCGCCCGCUAAGGAAAUAAACUACAGCAGUCUUUCUGCACCUAAAGCUACUUCAAAGAUGGGCGCUCCCUCCUCUACAUCCUCCUCCUCACCCAAAGUAUCUCCCAGGGUCCCUCAUUAUGAAAAUGUCUGUGUUAUGUCUACCAACUCUAGAGAGGAGGAACCAUCCCAGGGCCUCGAAAAAAGAACCACACUUCCAUCCCAAACGAAGGUGAACGGUGGCGAGAGGAAGCUCAUCAAAUCGCUACCCGAGUGUGUCCUCAACCCACCUCCUCAACGAAAGCAGUCGUCUUCGUCCACGUCAGAGUCUACAUCAGACGAUGAGGAUUCAGACAGCCCAGUGUGGGUUAACCAUCACAGCCUGCCCAACACAUCGGCCCUCGGCAAGGCCUCGCAGGCCAGAGUUAACUACCAGCCAACCAGAGAGAAACAGGAAGCCGAUGUGAGGGAGAUCCCUGUGCAGAGGUCCGAGGUCGUCCAGCCUCCACCUCCUCCUCCAGCCAGGAGGAGCGACUCCUCUUCCAUCCCUAAGAGGCCUGCGGUCGUGGCGGCGAGACCCCAGGCUGAUUCUAGUCACCACGCUUUCAAAGACAGGCUGGCUGCGCUGGGAAAGCUGCGGAGCGCUGAGGAUUUACAAGUCGUUCCCAGGCCGGUCGACGCGGUGAAUGAGGGCACCUCCGGGGAAGAAAAGAGUAAGUUGGCGGAGAGGCCCAUGGAGCUCCAAAAAGAGGAGCAGAGACAUUCAAAAUACACAGAGUCUUUGGAUGGUAAAACCAAAGUUAGUAGUGGUGGUCUGAAGUACCCGGGGUCGUCUCAGCUGUAUGAACAUGCUGUGAAAUCUUCAGUGGGGAAACAAGAACUGUGCGUGACCAAGACAGAAGGCCCCAAGAGUAAAAUCGGUCUGCCGUCCCCCAACACAGAUGCUCCGCAGGUUCUACGCAACAACAUUAAAUGUCCUGGCUCCCUGAAUCUGGCCUAUAACCUUAAACCAGUUGUUGGUCCUCACAGUAGCAACAGCCCCAAUAAGAUCCCCCCAAAGUCGCCAUCCAAACCUUGCCAGGGCCCGUCCGUCCACAGAGGGGGGAAGCCCGCAGAGGCCCCUCGUUACUCGUCCAAAUCAGAGGAGAGGACCAAGGGACCGGGGAAAGGGAAAAAGAAUCCGUUGUACGGAGACAGCCUGCCGCCUCCUCCUCCGAGACCUCCAACGUCUGAGGGGGAGAAGCCGGUGCCGCCGGCCACCAGCCCGCAAUCCGCCAUCGAGCAGAAGGUGAUGAAGGGCAUCGAGGAGAACAUGCUGAAGCUCCAGGAGCAGGACCGAGGACUGCAGACCACUGAGGUCAAGCAGAAAGCCUCCAACGGCAUCGCGAGCUGGUUCGGCCUGAAGAAGAGCAAGCUGCCCGCGCUGCGCAAGACGGACCUGACCAAAGCGAAGGACGAGAAGAGGGAGUGGAAGAUCAACAUCCCCUCAGUGGGCAGGGACUCUGUGAAAAUGGCCAGCAGGUGCAAAGAAGGAGUGGAAGGUCUGAACAUCUCGACGCUGAUGGAGAAGGCCGAGGGGCUGAGGAGGGCGCUGGAGGAGGAGAGGGCGUACGUGGAGAGGUCGGGUAGAGGUCACUCCUGCGAAGUGGUGAUGGACCAAUCUCAGGGACAGCUGGCGGUCAUGUACAGGGGAGCGCGCUCGGACAACUUCAUGCAGCAGCUGCUGAACAGAGUGGACGGGAAUGACAUGAUCACUGUGCCGCAGCGCCGGCUCUCGUUCGACUGUAAGACCUCCAAGCCGAUGUUUUGUCAGCAGGGAGACGUCAUCAGUCACACCACCAGUCGUGACGAUAUGGAGAAGGGAUCAGACAGAAUCGGCAAGAUCACAUCAGAUGAAAACCUCGCAGACUCCGUUCACUCCCAGCACUUUGCAGGGUCCGGCGCUUCCACGUACACCCUGGACAGCGGCAUCGGUACGUUCCCCCUGCCCGACUGCAGCAGCGGUGCAGCAGGACGGGGCCUGUCCAAGACGAGGACCGGGGCCGAGCGCCACUCCUCUGGCUCCCCGGGGAGAGUCGGGAGACGGGCGCGCACGCUGGACAGAGAGCCCACGUCGCAGGAGGAGUGCUACGUGCCUCACAAACAGCUGAUUCCCACCAUUCAGUACGGCUCCGUGCUGGAGGGAAGAAGCUCCGCCGGCGUCACCCGCGAAGACAAAGAGGUCCACGGAGCCAACAUGUUUUCUCCUCGCUCCAAGACUUGGACCUUCCCCAACCUGAAGACUGCAGCCGGCCCCGCAGAGGUUUACCUCGCUGUGGAGGAGGAAGAGGAGGAGGCCGUGACCUUCGGGUCUCCUUUCAGAGGGAGCAUGAAGGCCGGCGGCCCCUCCUCCAGCCGGACGGUCGACCCCGGCAGCUUGCCCGUCCCCGCCCAGUCGGGGAUGAGCCGCAGGGGGAAGACUCGCGCUCCCAGCAUCCCCGAGGUGAGUCGGGAGGCCGGGCUGGAGCUGCUCAGGGAGCGGCCGGAGGAGGCCCUCUCCCCGAGCCGCCCUCAGGUCCUGGAGACCCCCGAGUCCCUCAGUGACUCUCUGUACGACAGUCUGUCGUCCUGCGGCAGCCAGGGAUGAUCCAACCCAGGAUGGGGGGGGGGGAGGAAGGAAGAGGAGCUCAUCUCGUCCACAGACAGUAAGACCCCUGCACCGCUCUGAACUGUAUUGUGAUGCUGCUCACCCGCUGCCACCUUUUUUGAGGAAAAGCAAGUGUGUCCUGUUGAUGUCCGCUGGAACAUUGUGGUGACGACGCUUUCUCAUCAGCUAUUUCUCUGUUGCAACUGUAAAGACGGAUCGAUGCAUUCUCCUCAGGAUUUCAAAUGAACAUGAAGCCAAAAGCCGCCCCAAAUAAUAUAGGUUCUUCACUUUCCUUUCACAAUCAGACUCGACUGUGGACACACAUGUACACAGGACUACAAAGCGCAUGGCUAAGCUAAUGAUUAGCACAAAGGUUAUCACUCCUGGUGGUUGUUCAGCAACUUGUCCUUUUGUUUUGAAUCAUCCCGGUAGACGGAUCUUCGUUAUGUACAUCAAGGACGAUCUGUAUCAAUACAUCCAUUCUGCUCUGGACUUCAUAAUGUAUUGGAAAAAAGAAAACAUGGAUCUCCCUAAAAAAAAAAAAAAAAGAAGAAUGUUCAUGUCUGUGAUUCUUUAUUGCUAAACUCAUCACAACUUUAAAUGUAUAAACAAUUUUAUUGAUCAUGUUGAUAUUGUUUUGCGACCAAGGAAGGUUGUCAGAAUACGUCUGUUUUUGAAUCAUAAUACAUUUAAAGGUAAUAUAUACCAGCAAUAAUAACAUAGAUAAGAGAAAUGGCUACACUAUUCAAUGAAUAUGUAUUUCUAUUAUUUAUUUAUUUUAAAUGUACAUCAUUUGCAGUCAUCUUUUUUUCAUUUUGUAAUCUUUCUGUGAAAAUUGCAGUCUCCUUGCUUCGUAGAUUAUGUUCAUAUCUUGUAUUUCAACUUCUGUUGCUGUUCGUCCCUUAGCCAAUAGAGGUCCUAUUUACCUACUGCCGUUUUUCAACUUUCUAAUUAAAAUGUUCUGAUUUA
Cottoperca gobio is the source of this 5496-nucleotide messenger RNA. Its product is annotated as NCK-associated protein 5-like. Lineage: Eukaryota; Metazoa; Chordata; Actinopteri; Perciformes; Bovichtidae. Gene Ontology annotation, cellular component: microtubule plus-end. The record is from RefSeq and is a predicted model, not a curated record. Gene Ontology annotation, biological process: microtubule depolymerization; microtubule bundle formation.